UCACUUAAAUUCAGAGCCACACUUGGUAACUGCAGCAGAUUGGAACGCAUAACAGCAGCGCUGGACUUUCUGUGCUAACACAUCCGGGGAGCCCACCAUGCUGUUACUAGUCACGGUCAUCCUCACCCUGUGGGUCUCCUGGGCUCGUGGACAAGCCAUCUCCUGCAGCCUCCCGCAGAUCCCAAAUGGCGAGCCCACGUCUCCUAAGGCCUCCUAUCAAGACAACGAGAGGCUUCAGUACCGGUGCCUCCCGGGGUACAGUUACAGCGGAAGAGCAGAGACUGUCUGCACCCAGUCGGGGUGGACCCCGCCUCCGUCCUGCCAAGAAAUGACAUGUGACCCUCCAAGAAUUGCAAACAGUCACUUUGUUGCUGACAGGAGCACAUACAGAGUGGGAGACACAAUCAGAUACUCCUGCAAAGGUGGCUUCUUCCCUUCCAUCCGGGGAAAUACUACAAAAUGUACUGACAUAGGCUGGGAUCCUCCUCCAAGAUGUAGCUUUAAGCCCUGUGACUUUCCAGAAAUAAAACAUGGACGCCUACAUUGGGGAGACUGGUAUAGAUCACAAUUCCCAGUAUCAGCAGGACAAUGGUUUUACUAUUCCUGUGAUGACAACUAUGUGACUCCUUCACAAAGCAAGUGGGAUCGCAUGACCUGCACACAAGAUGGCUGGACCCCGGAAGUGCCCUGCCGCAGAAAAUGCAUUUUCAAUGAUUUGGAAAAUGGACAUCGUCCACGAUAUGAACAAAGCUACUUGCAGGGCACAUCUGUACGUGUUAAUUGCUAUCCUGGCUACACGCUUCAAAACAAGCAGACCUCAAUGACCUGUACGGAGAAUGGCUGGCUCCCUCCUCCCAGAUGCAUCCGUGUCGAAACAUGUUUAAAGUCAAAGGUAAAAAUUGAAAAUGGAUUUACUGCUGAUCCUGAACCUACAUAUCUCUUAAAUCAAAGAGUAAAAUAUAAGUGCAAACAAGAUUAUGUAACAGAAGAUGGUCACACAUCCGGGUAUAUUACGUGUCUCCAGAAUGGAUGGUCAGCUCAACCCAGAUGCAUUAAACUUUGUGACAUGCCCAUAUUUGAGAAUGCCACAGCUUUGAUCACUGGAAGACCAUUUCGACCUAAUGACACGUUGGACUACCAAUGCCUGGAUGGCUACGAAAACAGAGAUGGAAGCACCAAGGGCUCCAUGGUGUGUGGUGAGGGCGGGUGGCUCCACUUGCCAACCUGCUUUAAAUCUGCAGACAAGUGUGGGCCUCCUCCAACGAUUAGCGAUGGAGACAUCACCUCCUUCCCAUUGGAAGGGUACCCUCCAGGGUCAAGAGUGGAAUACCAAUGCCAGGCCUACUAUGAACUCCAGGGUCCUCAAUAUGUAACCUGUAGUUCUGCAAAGUGGUCCGAACCCCCGAGAUGCAUAGAUCCAUGUGUAAUUUCAGAAGAAAUCAUGAAUGAAAAGAACAUUCAGUUAAAAGGGAAAGAUAACAAACGCUAUUAUGUAAAAACAGGGGAUAUCAUUGAAUUUAUGUGCAAAUCGGGACACAAGGCGGUGACGUCAGAGGAGUCAUUUCAAGCCGUGUGUCGGGAAGGGGCAGUGGCGUUCCCCAGAUGUGAAUGAGGAAGCCCUGUGGCCCCAAAGAUGUGGCCAGUCCCGCCUACUGCUCUUUGCUCAAAGCUUCCAGGCUUCUGGCAUUUCCUGCUCUUUCCUGUGGAAGAUAUUUGUCUAAUACUUAGUUUUAUGUUCUUUUUUUUAACCAUCAGAUGCAUGUGUAGUAUCAGAAGAAAUCAUGUGAAAACAUAACAUACAGUUGAGAUGGUUAGAUGCGAGAAAAGCUUAUUUUACAACGGAAGGUUAUAUUGAAUUUGUGUGUCAACCUAGCGGUAGUGAAGCGCCACCACCAUCUGCAUUCCAAGUACAAUGUCAAGAAGGAGAACUGGC
Molecule: messenger RNA, 1933 nt
Organism: Myotis daubentonii (Daubenton's bat)
Lineage: Eukaryota; Metazoa; Chordata; Mammalia; Chiroptera; Vespertilionidae
Product: complement factor H-related protein 3-like
Biological process (GO): complement activation
Molecular function (GO): complement component C3b binding
Source: RefSeq, a predicted model, not a curated record